AUGUCUCAUAACAUCGUUAUCACUGGUGCAUCGGGCUACCUAGGCGGCACACUACUCGCUCGCUGGAAAGAAGCCAAUUUACCCCCUUACAAAAACCUCUAUGCCCUCGUCCGAACAGAUGAGCAAGCCAAAGCCGUCAAGGAACUAUACAACGCAGAACCCGUACGUAUAGAUCUGAACGAUGACGCCGACAUUGAACAGGCUAUUGUGAGCCGCGAGAUAAGCGUCAUUUAUUACUUGAUUGAUGUAAUGGAUAAACGUAAACCGGCGGCCAUGAUUCGCGCACUGAGUAAAGUCAAACAAAACACUGGAAGGGAUGAUGUGCAUUUCUUGUUUACGACUGGUGCAAAGAUAUUUAGUAGUCAUACUGGACUACCCACCAACAGGCCGCUGUUGGAUACGGAGGAGGAGAUUUAUGAGCUUCUGAGAACUGCGAAGGGGCCUCAACCGCUUAUCGUUGAGGCUGGCAAGACAAAUGUGAAAAUCAUCGACGACGCAGAAGCUCUCGGCGUCAGAAGCUACAUCUUCUCUCCUUGCAUUGUAUACGGCAAGGGGGAAGGUUUCGGAAAUCCUAUUUCUAUUCAAACUGUAGCUGUUAUACGAGCAGCGAAACGGACGCGGAGGAUUUAUACUGUCGAUGACAGUUCAGCAACAUGGCCGGUAUGCCACGUAUAUGACAAUACGACCCUCUACCUCUCCAUCUUGCGUGCCAUUCUCUCUGGUCAGAAUCCCAGGUAUGGUAAAAACGGAUUCUAUCUCGCGGCUUCGGGUCUUGUGAAAUGGCACGAUCUCUAUCGUGCUCUUGCAAAGAGACUACUUGAAAAAGACGUUAUUGAUGAUGAUAUCAUCACGCCGGCUAACGAUGCUGCAUUGGAGAAGAUGUCGACGGUGUUGCGUGGUGAUAAGUCGUUUGUGUCUGCUGAGAUUGGUGGUCGAUGCACAUUCACGGCAGCUCGGGGUCAUACUAUUGGAUGGAAAGCAAAGUAUGCGCCGGAGCAUAUCCUUGAAGUCGCUGGGGAAGAGGUUGAUUUGGUUCUUGAGCAUUCAUAG
Talaromyces stipitatus ATCC 10500 is the source of this 1050-nucleotide messenger RNA. RefSeq lists its product as uncharacterized. The transcript has 4 exons. The coding region runs from base 1 to 1050 and encodes 349 amino acids. The record is from RefSeq and is a predicted model, not a curated record. NCBI's taxonomy places the organism in Eukaryota, Fungi, Ascomycota, Eurotiomycetes, Eurotiales, Trichocomaceae.